Molecule: messenger RNA, 36505 nt
Organism: Podarcis lilfordi (Lilford's wall lizard)
Lineage: Eukaryota; Metazoa; Chordata; Lepidosauria; Squamata; Lacertidae
Source: the annotation of a GenBank genome assembly
GGUGGAAGUCUGGGGGGGGGAGGGGAGAGUAGGGGAAGAGGCUUCCGCUAUGGCGUCUGCAGCGCGGCUUUGGCGCCGAGGAGGCUGCGCUGUGAGGACGCCGCUCCUCUGGGGGGCUCCGAAGGCGAGACUCGGCUGGCGGCGCCAAGUCGCUUCGGGGCGAAGAGGAGGGGGAAGCGAGGUGCGGUUGCGCUCCGACGUGCGCUCAUCCUUAGCUUUCUCUCCCUGCUCCCCUCCCCUCAGUGUCUCCUUUAAAGUGUGUUCUGGGACGGCGGCCUUGCAAAAAAAAAACCAAACUUGUCGGUGGAAAUCUCGGCUUUAGAGUGAAGGUUUACUCUCUAACACCCCCCUCCCCCGCGCCUUAUUUCCUCCCUUUCUACUCCCCCCUCCUAUAUCUUUGAGUGCUGGCUGUGACAACUAUAGUUGAGCGCUCCUCGGCUAGGGAAAUCAUAUGUUUUAGUUGAGAUUCCUGCAUUGCGGGGGGUUGGAUUAGCUUGACCCUCUGGGUCCCUUCCAACUCUACAAUUCUCCGAUUCCAGCGGCAGCGCAAGCUGAGUUUGGUUUCUUCCGGGUAAGAGCACUAGAGACGUAUGGAGCUCGUAAUGUUCACUUUAAUGGUGAAGAAGCUGAAGAACAUGUGUUCACAUUGAAACAGUUCUUUUGAAUAUGAAAAGGAAACAGGCAGGUCGCAGCAUGGCAGAUUGCCCAGUUAAAUCUGUUAAACCUAUUGCACGUAGCUGCUAAGAUCACAGGUUUGCUUUAAACAUACUCAUUUAUAUUUUGAGUUAACGUAUCCAUGCUGCUUUUAAUUUUCCCUCCUUGCAAUACUGUUGUGAAGGUAGUUGGCUGAACUAGAGAGGGAGGGCUUGUUAGCCAACAGGUGGGCAGGAAAAGGAGCCUGUUGCCAGGUAGACAGAAAAUUGGGAGAGGUCUGAGAAAGGGCCAACAAGAGUCUCUUAGACACCCAAGUGGUUUAAUUUUGGGGGGCAUCAGCCCUCGUGUCUCUAUAACCAGGUAGGCUGUGAUAGUGGGGACGCAACAAGCUAGUAGUAAACAAGGACACCAAGUAGUAGGAUAAUCCAAGAUACAAAACCCAACUUCAAAUCAUGUUUCUGAUUAUGAUUAAUGCCUGGUUGGAUUCAGACGUACAAAGAAUCUUAGUUUUUUGUUACAUCAAGACUAAGCCUAAACAUGAAAUUCUGUUCACACUUCCCUGGGAAUGAGCCACAGUGGUACUUACUUCUGAGUAAGCAUGCCUAAGAUUGCACUGCACAUAUAUCCUUGGGCUCACAGAAGUAACCCAAGCCAUAUUUUAGUACUGUACUGGGUAAUAAGCAUAACUGAAAGUUUUGUAAAAUGAGAGUGCCUUCCUAACUUACAGGACUUCGUUUGUAUGCAUACAGCCCAGUCUAACUUGUGUUUACUCAAGUAGAUGCAAUGUUUCUUUUCAAGUUGCAACUAAAUAUGGUUAGGAUUGUAGCCUUUGUCUCUCUCUUGUUAGGUGCUAGAACAGUCCAGAUUUUUCAGAAGAGGAGUUGCAUUCUCAGCACUGUCCUACUUGAGUUAUGAAGCAUACAUACUAAUCUCUCACUCUAGUGUGGUUCAUGCUGAUGUCAAAGGUAAGCUGAGGAAUUCAGAGGCCUGGUUUUUACAAAACACUAAAGCAAGUCAUUGCUAAAUAUGAAGGUGUUCCUUCCCGAGUCCUGCGUUUGCUAUGCUACCCAGAGCUAAGACCUGUUUGGCUUAAUGUUAUGUCUGAGCAUGAGCUUUUGACUUGUGUCCCCUCCCCCACCAAACCGCAAGUGGUAAGCCAAGAAAAAACCAUGCCAACAGCUCAUGGAACAAGACAAAUCACAUGGCUUCGAACAUGAUGCUAUACCAGACCAUGGGUAGUGCAGCAGCAGCCUGGCUUGCAGUGGAGUGAAGUACCAAUUUUUACUGUGGGUAUACACAUGCUUACAUGCUCAUGUUUAGCCAUAGUUUGGCUUAGCGUUGCUUGUGCAUUGUGAUGGGCAGUUGUAAAACUAGUUACCAUAGGAUCCUUUUUCUAAACUCCUGUCUUGUAUUUGUUUUUUCCAAAGCUGUAAGUGAAAUAUAAUGAAGACUAUGAUCAGUUGCUUUAGCAAAAUGGAAAUUAAGCUAUCAGAUAUUUAUGCCACUAUGGUUGCAGUGUGCUUUUUGACCCUUUGAAAGCUCUCAGAAACUUAACAGUCCAAAGAAGUCGGGUAAUAACAGGCUUAAAUGAAGUCAGCAAAAGGAGCAUUAGUUAGCAAGAUGAUGAUAUGUAAGCUCAGCCAGAAGGUCUUGUUUAGCAGAAUUAUCUCCAUUGCUGUAGUCCUUGCUUUUUUGUAUAUUUAGAUAACAGGAUGUUCUGUAAUAAUAGUGAUAUAACUUGCAAUGCUUUAUUUUUUAAAAAUGAAAAACCUAUGAAUAUGAUCCAGAGAGAGACCUGCAUAAGGCUGCUGGCAGCAAUUGACUUUCACUCCCCUCCUCCUCCUGGCAGCCCCUGAAAAAGCUUAGGGACCUCUUCUCAAUGGGUUGGGCUAUGUUGGGGAGCUUUGAGGGGGAAGGGCAGAGGCACUUUCCAUGAGCAGGGAAGGGGUAGGAAAGUCAACUUUUACCCGCCCUCUUCUUCAUGUUAUUCUCCGGAUCUAACUCAGUGUAUAUUGUAUUUGUCUUUACAAACAGUUUUCUCCACAUUAUUGUACAUUUAUGAAUGCAGUUUAUUUCAUUAAACACCUUGAUAUUUAGACAUCUGUCAUACUUCCUUUCUGGUACACUUUGUUCACUCAAAGUGUAUUUGUUGUAUUUUUUUCAUAAAAAGUGACAAACAAAUGGACUAAAUAAUAACAAUAUCUCAGUUGCUUUUGUUCUCUCCAACUCCCCUGGCUUUUGUGCCAGCAAAUAAUGAUUAGCAGUAUGCAGAAGUCCUGUACUAUUGUGAGCACCCUAAAAAUGACAAUUUUGAAGAAGAAAAAUUGGUGUUGCUUAGAAAUAAGCCCCAAACAGACAAAACACCCACAGACACACCCAAAACAAACAAAACACUAGUAACAGAAGUAGGCACGCUUUGCACACAGACACACACACACACCGAGAGAGAGAGAGAUAAAACCCACACAAAUAAUACAAAACAAGCAGUACAAAAAACUAGGUAGCAUUCCAAAAGAACACCCAUUCAAAAAAGAGAUAGGCAAAAUGCCCUCUCCCAUCCAAAAAAACCAAGUAAAUAAAACAGGCAACUCCCUGUUGAUAUUCAAAUCUUGUUCCUGUCAGUUUGUUACUGGAAAGAAACCAAUAUUAUUUGCAUGACAUAGUUAGUGUGGCACUUAGUAAUAAUUCUUCACUGUGCCGGAAAUAGACAUAGUGCUAUUUAACUUUAGCUGAAUUGUUCUUCUCUUAGAGCUAUUUAUACAUGAAAGAUGGAAUAGCAUAGUCACACUUUUUUCUGUUUUAACCAACCUUAAGUUAAUGAAGUCCUAGAUCAAGCAGACUACCUAUAUGGGAGUGGGGAAACCGAAAAGCUCUAUCAGUUGCUGGAACAAUACAAAAACAGGUAAGUGAUUGUAGCAGACUCCCUCUGUACUCUGGUCGCACCUGCCACUUUUUAUGAGGACAGCCAUUUCUGUGGGGCAGAACAUAAUGGGACAGGGGAGAUAAUUCUUAAAGGAUAUACUUGACUGGUCAAAUUUAGGGCAGCCAUGGAUAUCAUUUUGUUUAAGAAUCUAAUCAUACUCCAACAUCCUGUUCUCACAAUAGCCAGUCAGAUGUGUAUGGAUGUCUACAAGCAGCACUUUCUCCACUUGUAAUUCCUAACAACUGGUAUUCAGAGGCAUAUUCAGUAGAGGUAGAACACAGCAAUCAUGGCUAGUAGCCAUUGAUAGCCUUGUCUUCUGUGAACUUGCCUUAAUAAUCUCAUUAAGCCAUCCAAAUUGAUGACCAUCACUGCAUCUGGCGGGAGGAAAUUCAAUUCUCCCACUUCCCCUCUGUAACAUGAAAUCUCCACUCCCCAACACAUGCAGUCUCAUCUCCUAUAUGAAGACAAGAAUACCAAGCUAGUGCUAUUGUGAUAAGACUUAACAGUCAGCAUGUCAAAAGUAUUUGAAAUGCUGCACGAAUUCUUAGUUAUUCUUCCAACAACUCUGUAAUAGAGGGCAAGAACAUCCCCGUGGCAGGUGGUAUUUAGGACUGGGCUGAGAAAAGUAGUGCUGUAUCAACCAUUCUUUUAUCAAUUAAUGAGAAAAUAUAUUGCAUUAAAAUUGCGAAAAGAGAGAGAAAUUUUUAGAAAAAUAAUAUUGUGGGAUGCAAGGUUUUUGUUGUAUUUAUCUUACUUUCAAUGUGGCCAACGUGGUCCUUUCUUUCAUUUCUCAAAUCAUCUUUCAGUUGUCUGCUCUCUGCAGUCUUCCUGGGUGUCCACAUUUCCUGGGGGGAAAACCACACAUCUUCAUUUGAACUUUCCUGUAAACAUAGAGGGGGUGCUUAUUGUUGCUUUUUGUGCUUACUUUGAAGACUUUUCUUACUGUUAAAAGAAUCUGCAUGGGGUGUUUAUUUUUUAUUUAUUUAAGGUAGAACUUCACUUAAAGACAAAAUCAGCAAUUCACAAUGUUUUUAUGUGCUUGGUAGCCAGCCUCCCUAAUUUCCCAUGCUUUGAUUUUAGCUCAGGGCUUUUUCAUAUCAGGAAGUGUAGGCAGUUGUAGAGGUUGAAGAUCAAUUGAGAAAUGUUUCAUGAGAAAGGAAAAACCCACCGAGCGCAACCUCGUAACAAUAAGGUAAAAAUUCCCCACCAAAACUCUAAAGUGCUGUGAGAAAAAAGGAGAGAUAUGGAAGCCUCUUUUGCAGCAGAUGAAAGCAUUUGAGAAAUUAUUGUAGUUCUUUUCAGGGAGAAGUUUGCUAUUAUGAAGCUGCUUGUUUUAAUAGCUUUUAGUUUUAAUUGAAAGACUCUACUUCAAGGCGUGUUAUCAAAACCUUAUUUCGGAUCAUAGAGUGGAGUCCAAUGUAGUGGUAAGGUAAUUGUUCCAUCAGCGCAAUAAUUUCUGCUAGUGCAACAGAACAUUCUUCCCCUCUUCUCUCCUCCCCUCCACAUUGCACAAGCAAACAUUUUUAUGCUGAUGGGACAUGUUAGUAGAAUACUGCCCAUAUAGGUUGCCUUCUGCUGCUAUUCAUGGUCCAAAACUAUUUGAGCAGUUAGAUUGAUGUACAGCAGUACAUCAGUGGCCUGGCACACAUGACACACUAAGCCAAAUCUUGUCUUAACAAGACCAUGCACACAUGUGGGCUCCUGGAGAGAAGCUUUCACCCACUUCGUUUGUCCUUGAUCCUUUUUGCUAAGCCAGGAUUUGGCCUUACAAGUCAUCCAAAUUGAGGCUCAUGGUUCAGCCCUUUCCUCACUAACCAUGAGCUGCAGUCCAGGUUUGUUUUUUGGCUGCAGCUUGCUCCUAGUGAGAGAUAAACUACAGCAGCAUGGCAAAAAGGACCCAGGGAAGAGCAAAGCAGCUGGGUGCUCCUUUCUAGGAACUUGUAGAUUUUCAGCCUUUCUAAGCCAACAUUAGGCUUAGUGUGCCAUGCAGACUAUCUACAUAUUGCUGCUUUUGCUAACCAUGGGUCACUCAAAUGGCAGUUUACAAACCGAGUCUAACUGUGGUUGCAUAUGGAACUAAAUGUGCUUAGUGUCAUUAUUGGUACAGAAAAUUAUUAAUUGCCCCUUGGCCAGCUCUGAAAGUAAAAGUUGGGGGAUGGGCUGGGGAAUUCGCACAUGAGGGGAAAUAGCUUAUGAGCCCACAGCAUCCCUGACCUAACUAUAGUUAUGUUUCUUCGAUGGUUAUUAACUCUGGCCUGGUAAUGAUCAGUGCAUCCUGUUGUGUUUCCUUAUAACUAGUGAGAAUGCACAACUGUUGUGGCGCCUGGCACGAGCAUCACGGGACGUGGCUCAGCUUAGUCAAACUUCGGCAGAGAAAAAGAAGCAGCUGAUCUAUGAGGCCCUUGCUUACGCCACAAAAGCACUUGAGAAAGAGAAAUCAUGUUUCAGUGUGCAUAAGGUAAGUGUGGCUCACUCCAUUUACUGGGCUCCAAGACUAAAGCGAGGGUGUGGCCGUGUAGAUCCUGCAAAGGCAACCCCUGACCAGAGGUGGAUCCACUCAGGAUCAAAUGCAGUAGCUAUUACUGUAGACAGAUAGACUCCAAGAAAACAUAGAUAAGAACUGGAAAUAGGGCAGCUCUGGAGAGGCAGUUGUUUUUCUCACAAAGGCCAGGCAGAGACUGAGAGGCUUGUGUGUGUUUUCUUGUUGUUUUUGCUAAAACAGACAAUUUGAUUGUUCUUGGUCAUCAUCUGGGCUACAGGAUACAUCUGGUGGCUCUUCCUCUUUAGUAGACCCCUCUUUCUGAAUGGACCUCUGGUUCUUCGGUUUGUUUUCAGCUAGACGAGUGCUCCUUUGCCAGUUCAGUGUCUCCCAUAGGGGGUCUCUCUCUCUCUCUCUCUCUCUCUCUCUCUCUCUCUCUGUGUGUGUGUGUGUGUGUGUAAGUCUGGAUCUAGAGUUAUGUUGUGGGGUGAAUUGGCUGCUUAACGGCUCUUCAGGUAUAUUGAGGAUUUCUCCAAGGUCCCAGUCCUCCCCAGAUGAGAUCCCUCCCAAUUGUUCCUUGAUAGUAAACUAGACAGAACAAUUUAAUAAGCAUUUGCUCCCAGCCAUAUAGUAAUAGAAAGGGGAAUGGCUACAAUUUCUAUAGAUUUUUCAAAAUAAAUAAAAUUAUAAGGGAUGGAAAUGGGCCUAUUUCAGUUAAUUUGAACUUUGUUAGGAUUAAAUGUCUAGAAACCCAACAGCAGUAACAGUGGGAAAACUCAUCCUCUUGAAAAUAACUGUGACUGGUGAUUUAAAUCAUAGCAGAAUUACUGAACUAAAUCUUUUCAUAUAUUAUUUUUAAAAAUUGAUAGAGAAUUUGUAUUUCCUAACAUGCAGAAUAAUAGCAAUUGCAUAUUUUCUGUUAAAAAUCACUAAAAUCUCAGUACUCCUAAGUUCAAUUAUGUACCUCUCCUUUAUAUUUAGUGGUAUGCAAUCUGCCUCAGUGAUGUGGGAGAUUAUGAAGGAAUAAAGAAAAAAAUUACCAAUGCUUUUGUUAUCAAAGAACACUUCCAGGUAUAUAAAAUUAAGUUUCCUGUCUUGUGUCUGUUUGCUCAGUGUUUGGCAUAUAGAUAGAGAGAUAGAUAGAUACAUAGAUAUAGAUAGAUAGAUAGAUAGAUAGAUAGAUAGUAGCACAAGCUUCCAACUAGUUAUCAGAAAUGUUUCCAGACUUAAACACAGCACAAAGGAGAGAUUGUUAUUUGCUCUAACACAGGGAACUAGUUCGACACAUUUUACAAACGUGAAUUUAAGGACCAGGCAUACAAGCCAUUUUAAACUUUCAUGUGGUCUCAGUAUAAACAAAGACCUUUAAAGCUUAAAUAAAUGUGUGAGAAAGAGCAUCUGGAAUGCUUUUUUGAGAAGGAUGUGAAUGUGUUUGAGGCCAUAGAUUCCUCAGGAUUACUCCAGCAAAUGGACUUAAAUUUAACCUUUAAAUGUGAAUAGUGCCCCUUUAAAGAGCAGUGUUUGGUGGAGGAAUAAUAAUAGGCCUAACUCAAAGCAGUCUUAAUAAUUUAUGUAUUUAAUAAUUGAUCUACCGCAAAGGUGUAAUGGGCUAAAUAUUAUUGAACAAAUAGGAUAUUUCCUUUCACCAGAAACCUAAAUGUAAAAUGCAGUGUUUUCUUCAGACAGGCAAAAGGUUCAGGAAUAUCAUCUAGGCACUGCUGCAGGUUGGAAGGGUGAUUGUGGGAGCAAUAGAGGCUAUGGGGUUAGUGUUAAAAAAAAACCCUGAUAGGCUUUCAUUUGUUGCCUUUCCUUGACAGAAAGCGAUAGAACUGAAUCCAAAGGACGCUACAUCACUUCAUCUUAUGGGCAUUUGGUAAGAUUUUUAAGCAAAAUCAUACUUGUGCCACCGCUGUUAAUGAAAUGCAAAAUGUUUGGACAGAAACUUUGCAAAUUCCACCUGAUUCUCUUGGCACUGGCUUAUAAGCAGCAUUAUAAGACGCCCUAUUACAAUGAACCAAGUUUGUAUUGGCAACCGUGCCGAUAUAGACAAAUUUGCAAUAAGGCAUUGUAAAGCAUUAUUAGUAUUCUAGAUGGAAACAGAAGUCUAUUUCCACCCAUCAUUACCAUUUGGGCCCCUGUGGAAUUCUGUAGCUAGAUAGUUUAGAAUGAAAAUAGAAAGCUUAAUAAUGUAUUCAAAAUAAUACACAGAUAAAUACUAUGGGAAAAUUAACAGCAACUGAAACAUUUUCCAAGACGUUUUGGGCACCAUUUCAAACACAGCUCAGUUUCCACUUUCAAAAGAGCAACAUUCCCAUUUUGGAGUCUCAGGAAACGUGCUGUGUUCUGCUUCUUACAUGGAUUGCUUUGAUUUUUUUGGUCAGACUGCAUACAAAACUGUUUUUCCCCACUCACAUUUUUUUUUUUUUUGCCACACUUCCUAAUCCUAUUGAGAGACCUAAAUUGCUUUUGGCGAUUUCCCAAGUUCCUAGUCAUCCUCUUAAGAGAAUCACCUCCUUCCUGCUCUGCUUAAUGGUUAUAAGUGGCUCAAUAUUUCUGUUCAUUAGCAUAAGAAAUUGAAAACUCAUUAGCGUACACUUCCCUGUUAGGCCCUCCACAAACCCUGCCUAUUGCUGCCCUGAAAGACAUUAAUAUGGCCAUGUGGCAAGAGGCCAUUUUGAUCAAAUCCUUGAAAGGGGGGCAAGAUUGGGAGCUUUUGUCUUUAUUCUUUUUUCUUCUGAUGCUUGUUGAGAAGGCAUGGGUGUCCAGAAACAUUUUGAAGCAGCCUGACCGAGAAUUAUAGGCACCCCCCCCUUUAGGUGCAUUCAGAUCACUUGCGACUGCAAAUACAUGUGGCGCCAGAAACCCAGAAAUGGGAGAGACCUGAAGAGCCUCAACAAAGCCCCUCUGUGCCUCCAGCUUGUGAGGAGACCCUCCUUGUAGCCUGGAAAGGAUGCCUGCACAUGAUGGAGAUACCUGCCUGACUCUCCUGGACUUCUUUGCCUGUAAUUAAAAGUAGGCACAUGAGUUGUUGUUUAAUCUGGAGGUGUUUUCCUGCACCGUUUUCCUGCUCUAAAUAUCCCCCUGAAACAGUUGUUAGCCCUAUGAGGAGGGAUGCCUGUGUCCUUUUUAUUUUGGGGCUUUGAGAAACAAUUUUCGCUUAAGUCAUGCUGUUUACUGACACUGGACUUUAAAAUUUCACUUGUAGAAUAGGUGGGUAGCAUUCAUUUGACUGAGUUGCAGCUGACUGCUACGUUCUUUCUGUUUUUGCGGCACUUGGUGUGCUACACUGAAUUAAUCUGUUUGGGAUGCAACCUUGGAGGGUUAGCCUAGUAGAGUGUUUGGCCUCAUGUGAUUUCAGGUAGAGCAUAAUAUGGGCUUUGCGUUGAAGCCAGAGGUGAUUGCUCAGACAUGUAGAACUCUCACCGCUUUUGAAAAUACUAUCCUUUGCAUUCCACUGUCAUCUAAAAGUAUAGUUUUGGUAAUGUAUAAAUCUGAUAGAAACUGAACAUCUUGUUUGUGCUAAUGAGCAAUGUAUUGCUCUACGGAAAACUACCUUUAAAAUCGGUGUUGUCUAAAAUGAGGGGAACCUCAUUAAAGCUUCUUCAUAGAUGGUAUCUCACACCUUUAAGAUUGUCCUGCAUGACUAAUAAUGUCUUAUUCAAGGGUCUUAUUUUCAUGGCAGAGUUGUAGUCAAAUUUUGAACUAAACGUCAUUUGAGCUUAUGGAAUGAUUUACUGAAGUGAACCAAUACAGACAUUUGAGAUAAUUUAUAACUUUUAUUAUUGUAGGAUGUUGAGUCAACCAAUGUGUUGUGAUGUUUUUUGUUGGUUGUAUAGUUCUCUUGACCUAAAAGUGAAUGAAAACAUUCUCCAAACAUGCAUACAAAAUGUCAAGGUGUAAAGUAUACAACGUCCUUUUGCAUUUCUUGUAGGUGUUAUACGUUUGCUGACAUGCCAUGGUAUCAGAGCAAAAUAGCUGCAGCUUUAUUCUCAACGCCACCCAGCUCCACCUAUGAAGAGGUAUGGUACCCCAACAGGCUAUGCAUCGAUUUUUCUUGGUUACUGUAUAAUAAUUAAAGCAUAGAACGAAAAGGGCGUGGAAGGUUGCACUCAUCUUAAACUGUAAGGUUGUCGUGCGGUAAACAUGAGCAUACUGAUCUGACAGAACCAGAGAUUUUGAAAAAUAAAUGUAGCUAUAUUCGUGACUGCUGUUUAACAAAAUAAAUUGGGAGGGCAUCUGCUGUCCUUCAUGUGUUGUUGAACUACAGUUCUCUUCACCCCUGACAACAGGCUAUGCUGGCUGGGACCAGUCGGAGCCAGAGUCCAGCAUCACGCGGAGGCCACAGGUUCCCCACAUCUGGUUAAAACUGUACUUUGUAAAUAAAUAUGUUCUUCUAAAAAGGUAUAAUGGGUGGGGGGACACUUGAAGCACACACCCAUUUCACAGAAUGGAUUCGUAAACAUAGCAGUUACCUUGCACAGUGGGCUAUUCCCUGGAAUAUUUUAGCCCACUGCUGGAGGGAUUUUGAUUAUUUCAGGUUAUUUUUCAGCCAUACUCUAACUUUAAUACCAAUAUUUUGCAGGCUUUACGUUACUUCCAGAAGGCUGAAGAUGGUAAGUUACGUAGCACUGUAGAAUACGUGGUAUCCUUUGUGCAUGGACUGUUAAAAUUGAAAACCAAAGCACAAGUAGAACCUUGUCAGGAAUAAGUGUGAAAGGCUCUACUAUUCAUAACUAACCUCAGAAAUAUUUGAGACAUUAAACCUGUAUAGAGGUCUUCAUUUUGCCUUCUGUAGAAGCUGAAACAAGGAUUUAGGUUAUACGUGUUCUCUUCACUUUUCCCACAUCAUAGGAUCCCAUUAGUUCUCAAAUGGAAAACUUGGGGUGGGUUUUCCUAGCCAUUUCCAAAUGGUGCAGGAAAUGAGAUAACAUGUAAUAUUUCACAGCAAUAAACAUGCAAACAUCCUACACAAAUUACUUGGAUCAGCCCCAUAUCCAAGACUCAUUUGCAAAAGCCUGCUAAAAAUAUUAUGGCCUCGCCUUUAACUCUGUGUUAAAACAUCUCUGUAAAGUGACAUAUAUCUUUUUCUGUUUAAUCUUUAAUUCCUUAUGGAAGGAGGUAGGGAUCUGUGGACCCUCCAGACCUGCCUGUUUGGCCUAAGAAGCCAGUUUCAGAAAGCCACUCCUAUCUGCCGAACACCUGGUGUCAAAAGAACCACUGGGAGCUUUAAGCUCCUGGUUGUUUCUUUGAUUGAGUGAGGCACACUUCCAUUUGCCCAUCAGCUGUUGGGUGGUGGGAUCAUACCUUACUCAAGUCUUCCAAAUGACUCCCCUCCCCCACCAAAUUGGGGUAAGUGGGAGUAUGGAAAUGUGGGAGGGGUGUCCGAAAGCCCCAUGAAUGGAUGUUUACAAAGGGCUGCUUGAAAGUCCACUUUGGGAAACAUUGCCUGAUGUCACUAUGAUGUCAGGUGAUGGACAGAUAGGAGGCCCUGUCCCUUUCUCAACUUUGACCCCCCCAUACACCCUAAAUCUGUUCUGGGUCUUCCCCAACCCUCCAGAACAGAUUUGGGGGAAGUUCCAUUGAUCAAGUGUAAAUCCUUGUGCCCACAGGGCUGUUGCUUAGUACUGCAUUGAAUACAAGUCAAUAAUUUUUACUUUUGGUUUUGAGAGAAAGUAGAAAUUGACUAUUUCUGGCGUAAAGCAGGAAGAAAAUGUUUCCUUUCCCAGAAUAAUAGAAUCAUAGAAUUUUAGAGUUGGAAGUUGACCCCGGGGAUCAUCUGGUCCAACCAUCUGCAAAAUUUCUUAGUACAUUUUGGUUAUCUGGUGCAGCUUAUAUGCAAUAGGCAGCAAAGCAAAAACCUUACUGGUCAUGUUAGUGUUGCCUGAAGUGCAUACGCAGAAAUCACUGCGGCAUUCUCAAAUAUGUAAUUGACUACAAUAUUAUAUAGUGAAAAUCUUUCUGUUGUCACUUUUGUGCAGUUGAGCCAAAUUUCUAUAGUAAGAACUUACUCUUCUUGGGAAAGACAUACAUGAAGUUGAACAACAGAAAAAUGGCCCUUCUUUGGUUAUCAAAGGCAAAAGAACGGCUGUCACACACAGAGGAGGAUAAGCAGGUAAGCAUUGUGGCCAUUGUCACUAUUGGCUAAAGAAACUCCUUGUAUUUUUCAACUAUUUUUGCAGAGUGAGUUACAGCAUACUCUGAACCUCCUCCUAUUAUAUAUCCCCAAAGGGCAGUAUAUUCAGAAUGUGCUUGGAAAUAAGUGUUCAAAAUGAAAAAGCUAUAUAAACACGUCAUCAAAUUGUUUGCCUUUUAGUGUGCUAACAAUCCAUCAGAGUAUAUAUGGGGAGUAUUAGCAGUGUUUUUAAACUGACCUAAUGUUCAUAUAGUUUUAAGUAAAUUUCCAAGUGUUCCUGCCAAGAAGCCGAAUUUAAAACUAUGAGGAUGAAAUUUCUUUUUUCAUGGGAAGGAGCUUGAAUUGAUUAGAAAGCCAUAAAUCUUACAGUCUAGUUAUGAUUCUUAUCACAGUGGUAUAUAGUCAUUCCUCCCUGGAGCUCAGGAGAGAACAGAUUUCUUCCAUUUCUUCCAAUUCUGCGAGGUUACACUAAAAUGUUUACUGAUCUAGGUUGCUCUGUUUCAUAGAGAAGUGGAGAUUUAAACCCAGGUCUUCCUCCGCCAGUGCAGUCUACUUUACCUCAGUGGUUCCCUUACGAAUUAAGGCAGGAUCUUCUGUUCAUAGAAAUAAAGAUGACAAACGGUUGCUCGACUACUCUGGCUCUUCAAUCCAGUGCCCUUGAUGAGUAAUAGUGAUUGGAGGAAAGUGGGAGAUCUAAUGUAUUUUGCAUAUGCUUACUAAGCCGAAAUGGGUAGCCCCCCCAAGAAGAAAAGAACAAUAGCAUUGCAAAGGGGACAGAUUCACAGGCUAAGUGAAGGCAACUGUGUCAUCUGGAGCUCUCACUGAUCACUAUUGUAGCUCUUGGUAUUUUUGCACUCAAUUUCCACAUACACACAAAACGCAGGUCUUCACUUGUAGGGCUUCAGCAAGAUGUAUUUGGCAUUCAUUUGCUCAAUUAUAAAAAUAAAAGUCAGAGCCAAGAACUGCAGAAUUCCAACUAAUGUCAAACGUUAGGCUCUAAAGGAAGGGAUGGAAGUCCCUUUUUCGAGCUGAGGCCUGCAUUAUACCAGUGGAAAGCUGGGCAGGCAGAUUUCACAAUCAAAGACAUGUAAAAAAUAUUUGUCAUAGAGAGGGGGUGCAUAUAUUUAAUUCUUAGUAACCCCUCUUAGAUGUUAUCUUUCAUUUUCUCCAGAGACUUUGUGAAAAAAGAUGUCUGCAGCGGGGGGGGGGGAUUUUUAUCUUUACAAAAGGUAGAAAGAUCCCUGUUUCAGCAGAAUGCAAUAAUGCCUGUGCACAGCUGAAUGACAAAGUGCCCCUUCGAAGCCUCCAGCUUCAAAAUGCAACAGCACCCCAUGAAUUGCAUGAGUGCAGUUGGAAAAUGCAUUGGCAAUCUUUUCAGUAUACCUCUGCUGAGACAUUUCCCCCUCUUUUGAUGUCCUUACUGAGAAAGGUGAUUCAAUCACACACUUGCCCCACAACUCCCUUUUCCUGCUUUGCUGCUUCCCAGAGGGCAGAUGAAAUCCAUCCCUAACCAAGAGAGUAUUGUGGGUAUGGCUGUGUCUUGGUGGGAAGACACUAUUGAAGUUUUCAUCUUUUUUCAUUUUAGGUACAUAAAGAAGCUGUGGAAUUGCUAAAUUCUCUGUGACAAGAUCAUUGAAAUUUUUUGUGUUGCUAUGAUAUACUUACUGGGCUGGGGCAACCCUGUCAGAUGGGUGGGGUACAAAUUAUUAUUAUUAUUUACUAAUCAAACACAUAAAACAGGCCUAGUGCUAUGGAAAUGGCCACAUCUUUAACUGGAGGAAAUUCUGUUAUUGUGUGAAAUAUAUAUUGCGAGAGAUGGAGGGGAUAUGUAUAAAAUAUGCUGUUCCAAAGCAAAGCAGUUGUAAAAUUUUCUUAUAGGCAUUGUUUAUCUUUUGCUUCUAAAUCCGUUCUUCACUUGCUGGAGCUGAACUCUCACUAGCUAUUAUCUUGGGAAAAGAACAGCCUAAUUUUCAUUAUCUUUUUCAGAGCCCCAACACCAACUUUAAAAAAUCCUAAUGGAAGUAAUAAUGUUAGGCCUGUCCAUCUUUUAAGACCCAUGGACAUAUUGUGGCUUUUGAGUGAGUACCAUGGAUGCCCCCCCCCCAAUCACUUCUAUCCCUCACUACCCUGGAAAGAGACAGGAAGCAUGAUUUCCAAUGGAUAUGGGUGUCAGAUCCAGUAAAAUUGACCUGAGCCUUUAAUAGCACACAAAACUGAAGGAGGAAGUGCAGAAGAAUGUCAUGCUUCUACCUUCCUCCUGCUGCUCCUUUCUCAAAGGGGGGAAAAAAGGAAACCACCCUCAUCACCGAGGGUGCAAGAUGGACAGAGGCUUCAUGAGUGCUGGGGAAGACCUCAAAGGUGAAACUGCACCCAUGGGUCCAACACUAGGAACUCCUGGAGUGAUGUAUGUUGAGAAAUACAUGCCCAUGGCAAUUUCUCAGGGUAUUUGUUUACCCUUGGGGAGUAAGUAUACCCUCUCUGGGGUUAAUUUUGAUAGACUCCAGGGCACUUGUUGAACCUUUUGGUGUUUGGCAGAAUGAGCUACUGCUUCCUUGUUGUCAGAAGAGGAGAUCCCUUAAUCAAGAGAAUGAGGGAAGCAGGCAGAGAUAACACCAGAUCCCGCUCCAGUUGGAUUUCCCCUUUCCCCUUCACCAACUUCACUUUUUAUCAGCUAUUUUAGUAUUAAAUUGUAAAACACCAUGGGUGCCUUGGCAGGAAGGCAUUGUAUCAAUGCAGUAAAUAAACUGGUUCCCUAAAAGUGUGAUCUGUGUAUUCCUGGUGUAGUUUCCUAUAUAAUAAAGACCUCUUGCAUUACUUCUUUCAGAGCCUUUCAACAGGCUCUAAAGAUGCAGCAAAUGCUUAAGGAACACUUGCCAUUAAACGCAGUAUGGGGCACCUUAUUGUCCCUUCUAUUUUCAGUUUUGUGGGGGGUCUGUUUCUCUCCCUUGAAGACAGAAAUCACCAUGGGCAAGUUAGCCAUCCAGAAAACUCUGGUAGUGGGGUGGUGUAGAAAUACCACAAAUAAAGCAAGCCAGCCUGUUUUACAACUCAUCCCUAUUUACAAAAUUGUCUGGUGGCUGCUGACAGUUGAAACAUCCAGAUUAAAUGCUGAAAUUUGCCUGGGAUACAGUGGUAACUUGGAUUACAUACGCUUCAGGUUACAGACUCCGCUAACCCAGAAAUAGUGCUUCAGGUUAAGAACUUUGCCUCAGGUUGAGAACAGAAAUCAUGCUCCGGCAGCGCAGCAGCAGCAGGAGGCCCCAUUAGCUAAAGUGGUGCUUCAGGUUAAGAACCAUUUCAGGUUAAGUACGGACCUCCAGAACGAAUUGAGUACUUAACCCGAGGUACCACUGUAUACAGAUUUCUUUUGCAGACUUGAAAGCAUGAAACUCCAGCUGUCCAAAGCAAGAUACUGGCUGCAAACAGGGUCCAUUGAAACUAACAUAGCUCCCUCCUUACUGUAACUUUUGGACCUUGAAAAGCCUGUAACUUGCUAACCCAACAGUUGCAAGCAAAAGGGGAGGAGCAGGUAAAGGAGGAUGUGAACAACGUUUGUAGCAAUAGCAGCUGAUUACUAAACUCCCCAUUCCACUUGCCAAACAAUUGGGAGAAACCCAUGUGUCUGGUGGGAAACAACUCUAAAAACUGGAGUACUGUAACUUCCUUCACUGACAAGCAGGAAAGGCCCUUUGCAGGGCGAAGCAAGUCAUUGCCAGCAGCGGGCAGCUGGCUGACAAGACCUGCAGGUAGGGGCCUGUCUCUCUUCUCUUGCCCCACCCUGUUGCUCCAUCACUUCUCCCUUUGUCAUCUUGCUGCUCAUGUCUGUGUGGGGAGGAGGGUGACCAGUUAGUGGUGGUGGGCUGGUGCCAGCACAUUAUCCAUCCCAGGGCAAUGUGGUCCCUUGUCAGGUCAUGGGCCUCCCCCUGCUGCUGGCCAUGCUUUUGACUCAUAGGUUGGGAACACUGAGCCAAAGGACUAAGGUCUCUGGGUUUCGGUGCAUCUAUUGUAAACCACCAUGAGGAUAGCUGAGGGUUGCCCUGACUCCAGAGCUCUUUGUAUACAGUGGUACCUUGGUUACAUACGCUUGGUUACACACUCCGCUAACCCAGAAAUAGUGCUUCAGGUUAAGAACUUUGCUUCAGGAUGAGAACAGAAAUCGUGCUCCAGCGGCACGGGGGCAGCAGGAGGCCCCAUUAGCUAAAGUGGUGCUUCAGGUUAAGAACAGUUUCAGGUUAAGUACGGCCCUCCGGAACAAAUUAAGUACUUAACCCGAGGUACCACUGUAUUUACUUUAACCAAAUUUCCUUUCUACAAGUGUAUGAUCUUCCAUUGCCUGCAGUGUUAAGAUUAUCGAAACAUGUUCAUCUACAAAAAGACACAUGAGAUAGUGUAAACUGCUCACCCUUUCUGUAAACCUGUCAAGCCAGCUCUACCUAUUUUAAUUGUUGCAAGGAAACGGUAAGGAUUGCUGCCAUAGAAAUCAGUGCUGUAUGUGUAACAAGGAAGCUUGGCCUGAUCACAAUUUCCCCACCCCACCCCCCUAAAUCUUCCUAAGUAGUGCUGUGCCUGAAGUAAGUAGCUACAACAUCUCCCUUACUUGUGGCUAUACUCGCCAAGGCUGACAAAAUUUGGAAUCAAGCCAUCUAGAGGCCACAGUUUCCCCUUCCCGGAUGUAUUUGAACAAGGAAGUAAAAUAGUCCGACCUGGUCUUGCAUGUUCAGUUCUGGGCACCACAUUUUAAGAAGGCUAUAGACAAAUAGGAACAGGUUUCAGCAAGGACAAAAAGUAUGGAGGAAAAGUCCUUUGAAGUUGAAGGGAAUGUGUGUUUAGCCUGGAGAGGGUGGUGUAGCACAUAAUAGUACUCUUGAAAUACCUGAAGCCAUCUCACAUGGAAGAUGGCAAAAGUUUGUGCUUUACUACCUAACCACAAGUGUAGAGCUAAUCAUAUAAGUUAUUGUGGACUAGAUUAGGAGAAACCGCUUGGGAGGUACAAGCAGUUGGACAAUGGAACAAAGGAUCUCUACAGGUGGUGGGCUGUCACUCAUUGGAGGUCUUCAAAGCAGAGGUUGGACAAUUGGGAAUGCCAAAAAAAUCUAAAGGAAAAAUGGGCUCUAGGAUCUUAAAAACAAAAGGGAAAGGGUGAAACAGUCUAAAAAAAAAGUACUGGAGGGAGUCUGGCUAGAAUACAAAGCAAGUUGCCCAGCAUACACAAAAAUCAUGCAAACUAGCAAAAAUCCCCCCGUAUGCUGAUAAAGAACAUAUCAAGAACCAAGACAAAUUAUUAACACAAAAGCACAAAGCUGAGCAGCAUGAAAGCAGGAAUAGGGGCUGGUUGGAUGUGAUCAAACCAGCUGCAAUCCCACCUUUAAACACUGGAGGGAGCUCAUGUCCUACCUUUGAACAUUUUCAAAGGAACACGACCUACCUCUAGGUUUAGUUAUCAAAUAGCAGGUUAGGCAAAAUUAUGUACAGACGCCCACCAACUUUGAUUCUCUCAUUGCAACACAUUAGUGAAGUCUGUUCAUACAUACAUGACCCACCAUGGGUAUCGGAAAAUGAAGUUCAGUCAUCUUAAAACUGGCAAAUCUAGAUUGUUAUCUGCUUGUCAUCUGAGACUCAAGAAGAAAAUUACUACUUCCCUAUGCUGGGGGGUGAAUCCUCACACUGAUUGCUGUUGAAAGAUUUUCCUUAAAGCUUGAGGAUAAGCAUACCUGCCCUGUUCUAGUGAAAUAUGACUGAUCAAUGCUAUGUGAGUCCUAUCUAAAGCAGGAGAAAUUCCACUGCUUUGAACAGGACUUAGACCUCACUACAUUUUUUCUGAAACAGGCAAACGUCUAAUGCUAUGACCCAUCCUUAUAAGGGCUGUAGCUGGGCCUGUGUGAAUGUGUUUCUUCAAAUAAGCCAAAUCAAAACGGACCAGCAGUUUAAGAAGUGUAAGCACUGAAUCCUAAGAUUAAGCAGCAGGGAGAGAGGAUUUUAUCUCUACUAAGUAGCCUUAGGCAAGGCCUCCCCCUUCCUGUAGCAAUAGGAACAGUUCCCACUUGGGGGGGGGAGAGGAUGCCCAUUGGAGAAGUCAAACUUCAUUAGUUUUCUGCAUUAUCUUAGGAACUUUUUUUUUUUAAGUUGCUCAUGUGAAUGGUGGUAGGGCAACCUAAGAGACUAAGGUUCCAAUCAGAGUAGAAAAAUCAAGAUGAUAUUUUGGUGUAAUCGUACAUAUGUGUGUGUAGGGUAACUAACACAAGAUAGACAGGAGGUCUGUUAAUCAAUGCAGUGCUUUUAUCAAGCAUUCACAGGUUAAUAUCCAUGAAUAAUAAAGUGUAACAAUAUGUAGAAAAAUAAGAUUUUGGCAGAAUUAAACUGCUAUAUUGAGAAAAUGAGAGCAAAUAUAGCAGAGUCGUACUGCAUUUACAGUUUUUUUUUUUGCAGUUUGAUAUGUUACAGAAAUGUUAAUUCUAGGAAAUCUGUUUCAUGUGUGUACAAAACUGUAUAAGUUAAAUUUAAUGGAAUUUACAGUGAAUAUUGAAAGCAUGAUACAAAUGGCAAUUUAAAAUGUUACUCUAAUAAGGAAGCACAAUUUGCUAAAAGUAGCAUUUAAUAAUUCACAUCAGUAAGUUGUAGAAUUUAUUACACAUAUUUGCAGUUUAGCAAAUGCCCCUCAAUACUGCAAACACAAUUUAAUUUUUUUAUAUACAUUGUGCACUUAUGACAAAUAAGCCUUGGCCUAUAUAAAAACAAAAUUUAGAGUUGCUUAAUUAGGAACAUCUGGAUUUUUUUUUCUUGAAGGGAUGAGAGUAUUGAAGACUAAUAGAAAAUUAGUUCAGUUGUGCAAAGCAUAUGUAACUACUUCCAUUUGGAUUUUCUAGAUCCAGAUUAAAAAAAAUGAGAACAAUUCACAUUACUUUUUCAUAUCCUCCUAAAUUAAUUAGUUUAUCAAAUGAAAUUGAAACAUAUCACUAAUAUCUUUUUUAAAAGCCUGUAAGAUACCAGACUGGGACAGAAUGUGUAGGAAUCUUUUUAUUUUUUCCUUGAAGAUUACCUACUGUUCUCUUGGAAAUAACCCAAGGUAAUAUGUAAACAAUUUUCAAUGCUGCUCAAUGAGUUAUAAUAGUCUGUUCAGCUCCUACAGUAAAAGUCAGAACAGUGGCACCAAUGUCUUAACAAUCACAUUCAUCUUAUUGUACAUUACUCUUGUGCAAGUAAUAAAGGCUUUAUGACCUCGGCUACACAGAAGUUGGGUUAUCAGCUAUUACAAUUAUUAUUUUUUAAUUCAGCUGACAGAAUAUCACAUUCUAUCAUUUCAAAAAGCCAGCAGCAUUUUUCUACAUAGCGAGGAUGUGUUUGGCCUAAGCCUUUUAACACCUUUAAAACAGCCAUGCAAUAGAAAUAACCCUUAGAGAUGUUGCAUAAGUGAGAAGAAUACAGAGCAGUCUGCACAUUUUCUGAACAAAACCAAGAAAGAUACUCCUGACUCUUCUGAAUGGCUGUGAUGUUUAAUAAGUUUACAGCUCUAUAAAACUAGAGCUCAUUAGUGUGUAUUUAUAUACACAUUUUUUUAAAUAAAGUCUUUCAUGUUCAAUUUUAUUCUGGCCAGUCUUUGAGGGGAAAAUAAAUAAAGUAGAGAAGGUAAAACUGUUUUGCAUAUCUUUGUGGAAGAACGGAGAACAUUUUUUAGAGUUCCAGAAAAAUCACUGUACAGAAGAAACAGCUUAUAUACCACUAACUGUGCAAUUUUGUUGCUCCAGCCUGCUACAACAAAACUUCACUUUGCCUUGAACUUGUUUUUUAUUCUUGUCCAAAUCCUUCUGUCUCUUCAAUUGCAAAAAGCAGCUUCUCUUUUAGCUGUUCAUAGCUUUUAUAAGGCGGUAAAUCCAAACGAUUAAAACUAGGAGAGAAGAGGGGGGGAAUCAGACUCUACAUCCCAUUUGAAAACAUCUUUCACAGGACCAUAUCAAUCACAGCUGUUUGAUUAUAAGCAAGUAAUUUUUACCUCUUUAGUACUAAGUAACUCAUGAAGAUUCAUAAAUACCCAUGUUAAGCUGAAAAUAAAUAGCCAGUUUGCAGACCAUUUUUGAUAUGUCUACUUAGAUUAAAAUACAUAGUCAAGUUUACAGAUUCAGAUUGAUUGUCCAUAGGCUGAUAUUGCCCUUGAGUUUUGCAGUGUAAGAAAUGAACAAGAGAUGGAAACAUCUGUUUGGCUGUGCUUGGCCAAAAAGGGAAACAUAAGAGAGGAUACAAAUAUCCUCAAAUAUUUAAAUAUUUGUUGUCAUUUGUUGGCAGUUUUGUUAUUAUCUUUGUUAUCUGUGCGUUGGUGCUGAUAACCAUUGGAUCUAUUUAUUUAUUUGUGCUUUUAUCUUGUGAACUGCCCUGAGAACUUUUGAUAAAGGGCUGUAUAAAAAUCUAAUUAAUAAUAAUAAUAAAUCUGUGAUUUUUAUUAUGCAAUCUACUCAAUAUAAAUUUCAGUCUGAUGGUAGGUUUUUUGCAUGUGAAAAUCAUGCAAAUGAAAGACAACUCUUUUUAACUCUACUGGGUCCAAUUUUCACUGAGACCCUAUGGAAAAGUAGAGAAUGUGCGCAUACUCGCUUACUGCUGUCUGUUGGGGUAGGGAGUGUGAUCUGUAGAAUAGCGGAAAGAAGCAAGAGAUGGUGCCCACAGCACUUUGAAAAUUCCCAAUGUGUCCCUGAGCCCCAAAAGGUAAGAAACCCCUGCGAAGAAUGGCUGAUGUUAAAGAAGCAUACUAUAGAACAAAACGUAAGAUAACAAAGAACUCUCUGUUACAACAACUCACCAUGUGUGACUUCUUGGUAGCCAGGUUUCCUUGCCAACUUUUUCAAUGCAGAAUUUCUGAGGACCGUUACUUCCUGAGUAAUAAAAAAUAAAAUUAAAGGUUAAAAUGGUAUUUUUGUUAACGGCAGGGUAGAUAUUAAUGAUACCAUAUUUCAAUAAUUGGGAGAAAAUGCAGGUUAAAAGGACCAGGGAAUGUUACUGUAUAUUACACAUACUUUGCAGUAUAUUACGACGUUUUCUUACCCAUGAGCUCAGCAAAUCCGCCCAGUGGUAAUCGGCAAGUACCAGUGACAAACUGCAUCAGUCGCAUGCGAACUUCAUUGUCAGCUUCUUUUAUAAACUAAGAGAAAUGUAAAGUUUAUUUUAUUACUUUGAAAUGUCAAUUGGUUAAGACCUAACUAUGUGCUUGUGUACCACUAUCAGAAGUAAUUCCUAUUAAAAAUUACAUUUCACUUACCAAACUUUCCUAAACCAAGCAAACUCCCAUAGUUUGAGAUUUGAAUUACAUUUUAAACCUGGUUUCCUAAUUUCAUUUCAUUUCUGAAUUGCUUCCCAUGAAACACCCCAAAGCAAAUAAGAAUAAAUACAUCAAAUAUGUGUUUAUAUAAUUAGUGUUAUGAGUUCAGGGGCUGGACCUCUCUAAAUUCCUGCAUCCAGUAAGUGUUAGAAUAUAACCAAGGCUUGGGGAGUUAAAACUGUGUGCCAGACACGUCUACUGCCUAGAUCCAGAAAAUGCUAAAAGCUGAUUAAGCCAGGCUGUAAUGCUAAGCCCAUAUAUAGUGGUACCUUGGUUUACAACCAUAAUCCAUUCCGGAGGUCCGGUUGUAAACCAAAACAGGUUGUAACCCAAGGCGCACUUUCACCAAUGGGGCCUCCCCCCAAAAAUGGGUUGUAAUCCAAAAAAAGGGACACACACUUCCGGGUUUGACGUGGUUUUAAUCCAAAAUGGUUGCAAUCCAAAGCAGUUGCAAACCAAGGUACCACUGUAUUAAUUUCCAGGAGUUACACAGAAGCCCAGGAAGAAACUUUGGCUUUAUUUCUAAAAUAAAAACCGUACCAAUGUGUAAUAAUUUCACAUCUGCUGACUUUUUCAACAAGAAUAUAUUAUACCUGCCAGAACCACAUUAUUUGCUUGCUGUUUCUUGUAUAAUGACGAUAAACAGUGUUCCUUUGCCAGUCUGCCAAAUCAACUUCUUGCAUGCCACAAAGCAUGACCUGUAAAAAGACCACAUGAUUUAGCACUGUAGCAGCUUAAGAUCCUGAAGCACAACAGCAGAUACUGACAUGCUUGAUAUUUUCUUGUCUUGCCCCAAAUAAAGAUUCUGGAAAAGUGAGAUGAAGCUUUCAACAAAAUAUGAUUCACUAACAAAUACAGUCAUCAUAUUUUUAAGGAUAUAUUAAAAGAAUUGGUCUUAUUAGUUGUUAAGGAACUGGUUAAGAGCUAGCUGCACAGCAAUAUGCGCUCUCUCUCUCUCUCUCUCUCUGUGUGUGUGUUUGCUACUCCCACAUUAGAAGAUUCCAUAGCAAGAAUCAGGGAGACAGCCCAUAUGGUCAAUAAGGGACGUUAUAUGAGUGAAGGAAGGCAGAAACUGUAUAACUUGCUUACUGAAAAGUGGAGCAGCUUUGAGAUGUACUGGUGUCACAAAAUGCAAGAGAAUGUACAACCAUAUGUACAUUUCAAAGAGCAAUACCUGAUAUAAAGGUAAAGCUAAAGGUACCCCUGACCAUUGGGUCCAGUUGCGGACGACUCUGGGGUUGCGGCGCUCAUCUCGCUUAACUGGCCGAUGGAGCCGGCGUACAGCUUCCGGGUCAUGUGGCCAGCAUGACUAAGCCACUUCUGGCGAACCAGAGCAGCACACGGAAACGCCGUUUUCCUUCCCGCCGGAGCGGUACCUAUUUAUCUACUUGCACUUUGACGUGCUUUCGAACUGCUAGGUUGGCAGGAGCAGGGACCGAGCAACGGGAGCUCACCCUGUCGAGGGGAUUCGAACCACCGACCUUUUGAUCGGCAAGCCCUAGGCUCUGUGGUUUAGAUCACAGUGCCACCUGCGUCCCUAAUACCUGACAUACCUGUAAUUAAAUCUAUAUAUUUCUCUCUGUUUUCCUCAUCUGAGAUUAUUUUUAAUUAUUUUGUUUUAAUUAUGUUUCUUCUUUAAUUAUGUGAACAUACUGAAUAUGAAAGCUAAAAGUUUUCUAAUGUUCACAGCCCUUUGAGGACUGCCUAUUUAUUUGUGCCUUAGUCAAACACGGACAUAAACAUUUGCUUGUACUAUUUUUCCUCUUAUUAUGUUAGUAUCAAAGAUUUUUGCCCAGUUAAACCACUGCACCACAAAUUUCUUGUUAAUAAAUAAAUAAAUUUGAAUAAAAAUUACCUCCAACUCUUUUUCGUCAAAAUACUGCAGCCACUGAAGGGGAACAACUUCAUUAAACCCAUCAAGGAAAGCUUUGGUUUGUUCCUGUACUCCUCGUGAAAACCGCCACUCUGCCAUUAGGCUGAAACAGAAGUUUAGAGUUCUAAAAGUGGAAUCCUUUAUUUAAAAACAAGCUGCAAACAUUAUACUCUGCUACACUAAUUCCACAUUUGUAUAAGCUCCAGAAACUCCAGAUUUAUUUAUUUUCACAUUGUAACUAGAACAGUCUCAUAUAUCCUCUUACCAAUACUUUACUCCUAGAUGGAUGUUUAUCCAAUUUUUUUGUAUGUAUUAUUGAAAGUUUAUGGGCUGGACUCUCACUAUGAAAGCUCUGUGAGAAAAUGCACAUUAAGCCAUCUCAAAAGCAAGCUUAUCUAAUACAAGAUCUACCCUCCUCUCUCUACACACACACACACAAAUGAAACACAUUUAUUUAUUUAUGUAUACAUGCAGGUAUGUGUUUAUGCACACACAUAUGUAUGUAUGUAUAUUCUUGGCACAAAGUUAUGAAAAACUCUGCCGAAAUCUUUAGUGUACUUUUAUAGUAACAUGUAUUUGUUUAUCCACCCACAUUUCUUUCACUUUGAAAAUCAGGAAAGUACUAAUACUAAUUAAAAACUAAUACUAGCUGAUGUUCCAUCUUCCACACACCUAUUAAAUAGCAAUACUUGCUCUGCUCAGAUAUAUUGCUGUCAAACUUUGGGCAAUUUCUCCUGGGCCCCACACCUCAUCCCAUUCUGCUUGACAGAGUAUUCCAACUCUGCAGAGGUCCCACCCCCGUGCCCAGAAGGUUGUGGAGGGAAGAGCUUCCCCCUGCUGACAGAAUGUGAAUUUCUGCAUUGAUAUUGAUGGAAAAGUUACAAGAAAAAUGUUUGACAGUCUUUUAAAUAUAUAUAUAUAUAUGCACCAUACCCAAUGUAUUCUUCUUUGUUCUCUUCGGUUACAAGUAAGUUUGAGCCUCCUAAUUUCAGCUCAUGCGAGGUAACUUUUCCUAGAAGCUCCAUGUCAACACAGAAGUACAUUUCUAAGUUGCACUCUUCAAUGUUGUUGUCCCUAAAGAGGAAAAUUAACCAAAGAUAAAUGAAAUAUAAUCACUUUACUAAUAUGACAGAAAAAAUAGUGAACUUCUGAAAAGAUUUACAAACCUUAUCCAAAUUAAGGAAUUAUAAAAUUCAGUAUCAAUAGAUUCCAAAUCCUUUAUUGUGAGUUUCUUAUUUAACAUGCGCUUGUAGAAUGGCAGGGAAAACCCAGUAUCAAUGAAUUUGCCAUGAAACAAUGCCUGUUAAGGAUUUAAGUAACAACAAUUCAGUAUUUCAGCUUCAGGUGCAUCACUCUGAAAAGUGGUGACUGUUUAUAGAAAAUAGUAAUCUUAGGGAGAACUAAUACCAAUGGAAUAAACACUCUAAAUCAAUAAACCAGAAGAUAACAUAAUUCUCAUUAUCAGAGUAAUAUCCCUUCAAAUGCAGACUAAACUAGCAGAACACAUCAAAGUCUUGCAGCCAGAUUCUCAUUACAUGAAUUAUUUAGAUGAGUCUACUGCUCAGUACAGUAUAAAAUUUGGCCAAUUAAGGAUAUACAGUACAUUGAGGUGUCUAACCUGAAGAGAAUGAAUGAGAUGAAAAAUAAAUACGGUGAUAACUUUUAAAAUGAAAGAGUUCUGUUAUAAGAAUGUGCAUAGGAACAUAAAUGUGAUUAGCUGCCAAAUGCAGAGAGAAAGAUUACAUAAUGCAAAUUCAACAUGUUGCCACCAGGGGGCCUUCAGAUUGUCCCAAGAAGCUCCAGAGAAAUUAUCAAAGAUUCUUUCCUAGUCAAAUCUUUUAAGUAGAUUAGAACAAAGGAAUGCUACAAAACACAUUUUCUAUACAGUAUUGUGUGAUUUCUCAUUUCCAUAGUGCAAUUAUGAAUUUGCUUUUUUUCAGUUUGCAUAUUAUUCCUAGGUAUGUAAAAAUGUAGUAGGAGUAGGGAAACUGUGGCCUUCUUGAUAUUGUUGGACUCAUAAUUCCCAUAAGCCCUCACAUGGCCAAAGACAAUAGAUGCUAAACAACUUUUGUAAAGCCACAGGUUAUUCGCCCCUGCUCUAUGGGAUUUGCCCCAUGUUCCUAAGCUAAAUGUCCAAUUCCUUAAGCAUUUAAGGAACUUGUUCAAUACCUCUGGUUCCUUUAUAUCCAUUUUCUGUACAGAUCACUUGCAUCUUAUGUGGGAGUUACGUUCUAGGGAUAGCAAGUAAAGCUGAAAUCGUGUAUAGUCAAAACAACUUCUUGCAACAAGAAGGCAGAGAGCUUUUAAGCUUUCAGACUUGCUUACUAGGCUCUGCUGGACCCAUCUGAGAUCUCAUGAGAGCCUCCCAGAGCCUGGUAAGCAAGGCGGAGAGUUUAAAAGUUAUUUCCAUGCCAGGAAAACCCUGCACAAAAAGAGCUUUUAAGCUCUCCGCCUUCCAUGCAUUUAAUUUGUGUGAUUUCAACUGGCCAGUCUUCCAAAUGCAUAAAUUUGAGAUUGCUUAAGUUAAACACAUGUUAAUUGUGAGUGACUCUGACAUCGGGCACUCAAAGUAGUUUUGUUAAUAUGGGGGCAAUACACAGCUGCGCAACUGCAACAUACUUGCUCUUUUAUUUUCAGCCUUUCCCUUAUACGGUGGUACCUUGACUUCGAAAACGUUCAGAAACCAAGGCACAGCUUCCAAUUGGCUGCAGGAAGCUCCUGCAGCCAAUCGGAAGCCGCAUCGGGCGUUUGGGUUCCAAAGAACGUUCGCAAACUAGAACGCUCACUUCCAGGUUUGCGGUGUUCGGGAGCCAAAACGUUCGAAUCGCAAGGCGUACGUCAACCAAGGUAUGACUGAACCUCCUUAUACUGAAGCUGCAAAACCUACAUACACUUAUCUGAGAAGACAGGAAUAGGAAUGCACUAUGAAUUCCUGUUUUGCUGAUGUGGCAUACUGGGCUGAUAUUUUCAGCAAAUUGUCAAUUCUGACCCCAAUAUUUCAUUGCUAGGUAAUUACAAUUAAUUUAGAAUUUAAUUUAGAAGACUCAGUAAAUAUAUUUGGUCUCUUCUGCCCCAAAAAAUACAAUAUACACUGCUUUUCACUUUCACUGAAUCUCCUUUGUCAUUCCAUUAUCCCUUCACUCACUUUGGCGAGUACCUUUUAAAUUCAAAUGCACCACUGUAUCUAGUAUAAUGCUGGGUCUUUAUCAAUAUUAAAUUAUAAUGAAUCAUGCCCAGAGCAAGGUAUGUGGUUCUUUAACUUCUCUAAAAAGCCUUUGUUCCAAAGGUCUGGAACCAGUUUGCUGUGAGAUCUCCUUACCCCAUAAACGCUUACUUGACUGCUUCAACCUGCGAAACUACUGUUACACAUGCCAUUUAAUACCCAUUCCACAUUUGUAAGAAAUCAGUAUUUUAGUGUGGCAGCACCAACACUUUGUAGCUCCCUGCCUGUUGAUAUCAGGCAGGCACCUUCACUGUGCUUUUUUUGGUGCUAAAAACAUUUUUGUUUAGAAAUGUCUACCCUGAUACCUAGAAUGUUCAUGUGUGUUUUAAUUAUGCUUUUAGUUUAUUGCUGAUUUUAAUUUUCUGAACGUUUUAAACUGUUGUUAAUUAUUUUUAGUGGUAGUAUUUUUAUUUUUUUAUUUUUGUAAACAACUGAGAUUUUUUUACAAUCAAGAGGUAUAUACAUUUUUUGAAAUAAGCAAAACAUAUUUUAAAAAACAAAUGAACUCAACCUCUGGGUCCUAGAGUCUAGGACAAUGAUAGAAAAUGUACCAAUCUCUUCUUCACAUGCUUGUUAUAACCAUUCAGCAAAAUACUUGAUUGAAUUGCUGGUGAAUGAAAUCCAAGUAUGACAGACAGCCAUGUGUACUCAAAUACGAAACACUCCAGAAAGAAAAACAUACAGUUUGAAACAAAAAAUGAUCAAACUCACCAUGGCAAUAAACCGUCCAAUGAAACAGAAAUAUGAAAGAUGAUCUGGAUUUAUUGUUGAUGCUGGAUUUAUCUGUAGGCAGUAGUUGCUUUUUCCAGCAUAUUCAAAUAGACAGUACAUAGGGUUCAGCACUUCAUGGGAAAGCAAGAAGAACCAUUCUCUACAAAAAUUUACAAUAAAUAAAACACAAAAAUCUAACACUGGUGUCUCCAAGCAUUCAUAAAAAUUGACAUUAAAUAUAUAAGAUACAGCCUUAUGUCAAAGGUAAUGAAGAAUGCUUUGAAACAAUUUACUGCAGGCAAUCACCCAGCUGAACAGACAAUAUGGCUUUAAACUAAAAAAAAGUGGUUUCCCAUUGCUGGGUGCAAGCCUGCAGGAAGAGCUUUCAAAGUACUUCUUACAUUUCUUUCCCAACCUGGCAUUCAACUGUCUAGUAUUACAUGAAUAUUUGAUUUGGCAGUAUUAUAUAAUACACACAAGCGAAAAGCCCUGAAGUCAUGUGGCCCAACAUUUCAAUAUUUGCAACCUUAAUCUGAUCCCCCAAGUUACUAACAUAUAGAAAAUGGCAAAUCACCCAAUAACAGUUUUUAUCCUUUUUUCUAGGAAGUCUUUAUAAUCUGGAGUUAUCAUCCACUGGCUGUUGUCAGAAUUUCCCAAUUCUGAUUUUUUAUAUAUUUCUGAGUUCAACAACUUUUUGUCUCAUAGGUAAAGUGACCCCUGACCAUUAAGUCCAGUCGUGACCGACUCUGGGGUUGUGGCGCUCAUCUCGCUUUAUUGGCCGAGGGAGCCGGCGUACAGCUUCCGGGUCAUGUGGCCAGUAUGACUAAGCCACUUCUGGUGAAACUAGAGCAGCGCACAGAAACGCCGUUUACCUUCCCACCAGAGCAGUACCUAUUUAUCUACUUGCACUUUGAAGUGCUUUUGAACUGCUAGGUUGGCAGGAGCAGGGACUGAGCAACGGGAGCUUACCCCGUCACGGGGAUUCGAACCGUCAACCUUCUGAUCAGCAAGUCCUAGGCUCUGUGGUUUAACCCACAGCGCCACCCGUGUCCCUCUCUUCUGUCUCAUACAUUCAAUUAAAAUCAAUUUCCCCAUUCCCCUUUGCACACAGAAAAUGCACAGACCUCAUUUGGACACAACAAUAAAACAUGGCUUAUUGUCAUUGGAAUGGGCCCAAAUGAGCCUUGGACUCUCACACUCUUCCUAUCAGCACAGCUGGGAGAAGCAUGGAAGUGACUGCUGCUGCUUCAUACUAAUGGCAGUCACAGUUAACUAAAACAAUCCAACUUCAAGCCAUAAUUUAUGAAUCUUAUCUACCAAAGUUAAGAUUAAUCACAAUUUAGGGUAUAGUGCACAGAUACAAUCUACUUGCAAGCUCCAACUUCCAUAUAUAUAUAUAUAUAUAUAUAUAUAUAUAUAUAUAUAUAUAUGCUGAAAGUCUCGGAAGCUGCCCAAUUGCCCAGUUAAGAGUCUUUUCCCAUGGUAUAUAUCUCCUACCUUUGCAGAGGAAAAGCCCCUGGCUAUUCCAUAAAACUGCUCUGAAUAAACCUAGUAUGCAUGCAGUUUUCCUUCACUGCUGAGGACUGGGCUUCAAGAAAACAUUUGCCACUGAGAAGAUUUCAAAAAGGAGACUUGAACUCAGUGUAUUUCCUCUCAGCCUCCUCAUCCUAAACCUAGAAAGCCCCUUUGCUGCCAAAGAUUAUGAGAGGAGAGACUUGCCUGGGGAAAGCUCCAAGUUCUUUUGGUCACAGAAAAAGGAAUGCUGAACCAUCUCAACUUCCCCAAUCGUUUGCUCCCAGCAUGUUCAUUACAUUUUAAAUGUCAAGCCUCUCCAGUUUCCCCUAUGAUUUUUUUCCAGACCACACUUAAAACCUCGAUAAGCAAGGAUAUUCUCAUAAGAAAACUGUUAAAGCAGUCUCUUACCAGCACAAUCUCUAGUUUAGUUUUGUAUCAUGCAGGCAACUUCAAUAACCCACCUCUCUUUUUUUCUCCAGAUACUCCAUAAAGUUAUGGAGCAAGGUGCAUGCUCCUAGCCAGUAAAUACAUACAAGAAAAAAUCCAAGAGAAAUUCUUAAUAAUUUACCUAGCUAAGCCACCAUAAUCCAAUCCUUCUUCUCCUCUGAAUAUAACGUACAAUCGUCUUCGCAAGUCAUAGGGUUUUAAAGCCAUUAUCUGCAUACAAAUUGGUGAAUGCAAAUGAAAGUAAUGUUGAACAAUACAAGACAAAAUAGUAAACAACUUCAUAGAAUAUAUUACACAUGAAUUUUGAUACAAUUUGGUGUGGUUUUAUAUAGAAUUAAACAAAUUUAUCCAUUAAAAAUUUAAGGGGUGUUUAACUCUCCCAACGUAUCUUUUUUCUGCCUCUUUUAAUUUGCAGAUACUUUGUUCCCUCUCUACAGUUUUUCAGAUGUCACUUUCUUCUCUCUUACUACAGUGGUACCUCUAGUUACGAACUUAAUCCGCUCCAGAGGUCCAUUCUUAACCUGAAACUUUUCUUAACUAGAGGCGUGCUUUCGCUAAUGGGGCCUCUUGCUGCCGCUGCACCGCCAGCACACGAUUUCUGUUCUCAUCCUGGGACAAAGUUCUCAACUCGAGGUAACUCUUCCAGGUUAGCGGAGUUUGUAACCUGAAGCGUUUGUAACCUGAGGUGUUUGUAACUCGAGGUACCACUGUACAUGCUCCCAGCCAGUUAUGGAUCAUGCAAUCCAUGAAAUGGUGAAUUAGUCAAUGAUGGCUAUAUAGCAUCAUCUCUGAAGGAAAAUGGGGCAGCACUGCGUUUGUGAAGUGGGAGGAAACAUCUAUAUUACCAAGGUAACUGGGUAAUGCUCCACACACUUGGUUAUGAAGAUGGGUUUGUUUUUAUCCCUUUCAGGUAACUGAGUAAUGCUCAGUUUUCUCAAAAUAUAACGGUGCCUAGACAAUGUGGAAAUCGUUCCUUCCUCCCACCUCCACAUGACAGACAGGCAAAUAUUUUCCCUCAGUUUACGUAGCCCCAGAACAUCUUUUCCUUGAAAUGAAAAGCCCUCCCACAUGUUGACUCAGUCCUAUACAGAAUAAUUACACAAAUUAUUUCCUACUAGACACUAGGUAAGUGAAGAUUUGUUAGGACAGAAUCUAGCUAUUCAAAUUAUCAAAAGUUAAAAGCUUUCUAAUAUUUUACAGCUUUAAUGGAGUUUUAAAAUAUGAAAUUUCCUUUGGCAUAUAACAAUGUUAAGAUGAAGCAAAUUCACUAUACAGUUUUUACUUUAGUUACCAGGUUUGAUAAUGUAAACAUUGUCUUACCUGUUGGAAGGAAUCUUCAAACAAUGUUUGUCUGGAUACAUUGAUCUUCACGUGGCUUGGAAGAGCAUUUGACUACAAACAGACAGUAAAUCAUGAAAUAAAAUAUGCAAAUUUAAAAAAUACAAAAUGCAAAUUGAAGUUUACACUAUCAUUUGAUCAGCAUUACCUGACACAAGUAGCGGAAAUGAGCUAGCUUCCACCUAAAGCUGCGUUCAUAAGCAAUUUGUGGUCCUUUAUUUCUGUAAGGAAAUAUAGCUAAAUUUACUAAGCAGAAAAUUAAGAUUUUACAGCACUUUCAACUCCUCAGCAGUUUUGUAGAUUUCCUUCAGAUAUAGUGAAAAGGUUGCAGCAUACACGCUUCAUGCUUCAAGGUCAGUUUUAAAAUAUCAUCUAAUGCUUAAAAAGUCACAUCUCAUAAGGUGUAACUCAUGUACACCUUAAACAACCCGUGUACAUAUUGAAUCAAUUAGCCACCACCAAAAUUCAUAAGAUAUCCACUGCCUACUACCUAAGCAGUAAAACUAUUAUUCCUAUGUACUAUGAAUGCAAAUAUUUUAAAAUCUCCAUCAACAUCUCACUUACACAGAGGAUUUACCAGUACGAGGAUCACUGAAGGUAGUUGUUCGUGUAUUAUGAUCAACAAAGUAUCUUACACCUUCUCUGGUGUAUCUGAUUUCCCAGCCCUCAGGGAGGGGGUCUUCAUUUUGUAAGCUGAAAAUAUAAACGUAAUAUAUUUCUUUAAAACCCCAAUCACCGUACACCUACUUUAGCCUCGGUUUAUGAAUAGAAAACACACAUGAACAUACCCUUGAGUCCGUGGAUCUUCCCACUGUGUUGUCUUUGUGUUGUGAUUUACAAAAUACACUCUAUCAUUUGAAUCAACUCUCCUUUCUGUAAUAGAAAUGAACCAUUUAAAGCAAAGUUAACUAUAAAUAGGUGUCUAUUUCACAAAGCUAUUUACAUUUCUUACCCCAGCCUGGUGGUAAGGGACCAAGUGGAUCAUUUUCCGCAGUCAGCAUUGAAGCCUGGUUGAAGACACAAGACAAAAUAUACAAUAAUUUUUUAAAAAAAUAAAUUAAAAAUGUCUAUAAAAAGCACUAUUUCUAUAUUUAACAAGCUUCUCUUCACAACUAAAUUUAAAUGAUUUUAAAAAAUUUUACAUCCUUUCUAUCCUACCAUUUCCAGCUUCAGAUUUCCAGGUGGCUUUCUUUCUUUCUUUCUCCACAACAGACAGGCUGAACAUGUGCUGUGUGACAGGUAGCACUAUUCACUUUGCAAGCUUUCUUCACAGAGAAGCUGAUAUAGAAAGAAGGCAUCAUCUCCUUGUCUAAUGUAAUUCAUCUCUUUUUUAUUCCAGGUGGCCUGUUGAUAACUUUGCUUCUAACUAGGUAAAACACUCCCCAUGUUUGAGGCCAACACAAGUAGACUAAAUCUGGACUGCAUUUGAACAAGAGGUGAUCAGUUGGCUUUUCCACUUUUUGUGAAAUGUUGUGGGUACCCACCAUAGAACAAUAUAUAUACUCAAGACUGUAUGAUCUAUCACCCUCCGCUCUUCUAAACCCACAUGGUUAUCUGCACAUGGGGAAGGAAUGCAUCUCAGACAGGUAUACACCUAGUUUAAAUAAUUUGGAAUAUCAAUACAAUCUAAGCAACAGAGUUGUCUCGUGAAAUUUAGAUUUAAAUAAAAACAGUUCAGAAUUGUCCAUAAAGCACAGUGAUCUCCACAGAGAUUCUGCACUGUGAACGUCAGUGAAAAGUUGGCACACUGGCUACGGUUCUAUUAUUGGUUAUUAAUCUUCUUCAGAUAGAUUCAUAACAUAAUCAGCUUGCAAAAGGAAUGGGACAAGACUAAGUUUAGUUGCACUUUGUUCAUGUUCAAAUAAAUGAAGCUGACUUCUCACAUUAAUUUCAGUACAAUCUAUGUGAAACUAACUUAUGACUAGAUCCAACCAGUUUGCUACUUCUGAAGACACAAAUGAAAAAACAACAACACAAGUUUCAAAGCUCUAGCUUGAAAGCUAAGCCUUAACAAUGAGGCACUGUAAGUCUUCAGGAAACCCUGCACCUAGGAAUUCCUCCUUUGAAUUCAGACAUACCAGCAAACCAGCGUUACUGAAAACUUCAGCCACAAAAUCGGUUUCAAACUGUGGUUUCAGAUCCAGGUUUGCCAAGCCCCAAACAAACUUUGGUCCAUGGCCACUCAGUGAAAGACAACGGCUGCAUGGUUUAUUAUAAGAAUCAUGUGCACUGCUUCUUCAUCUUCCCCUUCCCCUUGAACACCAGCUUUGGUGCAGAGUUCCCCAGCAUUAAGCCAUAGUUGUUCAUUAUACCUAAACCAGGGGAAUCUGGAAUAACAAUUAUAAACAAAUGGACAUAGUAAGUCAGAACUCAAUGGUUUACGAAGCUAUGGACAAAUGUCCAAACAAGCCAAUCAAGAAACCAUAGCUUUGCAAUACAUCUGAACCCAGCCAUGAUAUAUAACAUGGUCUCAGUAUGUAACUACAUAUAACAUGUAUCAAACAUCUAAUGGAAGGCAAAGAGAAAAACAAGAACUCAAAAUGUUUCAUAACUUUGUAAAUUUACCGAAUAGAGGUAUCGUUGGUUAAACUGUUGCAUAGCUCCCUGCAGUUGAUUUCGUUGGGACUGCCAUUGUUCAAAGUUUCUGACAGAUUCCAUCGUAGGUCGUUGCCAUGUUGUUGUUCUUGUAUUAUGGUCCACAUAAUAAACUCUGCCACGAUCAUCCACCCUUCUUUCCCACCUAAGAAACAUUGGAAGCUAUUUUCUUUCCAGUCAAAAUGCAAAAACAAUUUACUACAUUUUCUUCAUUAUUUUGCCUUAUAAAUCUAAGCCUUUCAAAUGUUCUUUCUAAUUACAAUAUUAUAAAAUAAAGUGUGGGAUCAGAAAACAAACACAGACUUAAAUACCUGCCUCUGAGUUUCUGCCAGUGUUAAGUAGCACAAAGUCAUUUUUUGAAACAGUUUAAGUGACAGAAUAGUGCCUGCUAAAUCUUAGUUGUACUGUCUCCUGCAGUAGCAACACAACUGAAUUUUGCUUCUUCUGGUAUCAGUGCAAGUUCUGAAACAUGCACGCAGGAAAAAUAUGCAAUUUUCUUCUCUCAAGAAAGGAAGGAAUUAGAAUGCAAAAUAAGCACAAACUAAAUUUGCUUUACAAGCAAAGAAAAAAUCCCAAAAUAAAGGUCUAUGACAGAAUUCUAAGUGAGAAAUCUGCUGCAAAGACAGUUCUCAAUCUUGUAAUCAAAGCAUUUGAAAACUAAGGCCAGACACCCCAUUUGUAAGCGUAAAAACAUGUAAUUGAAAUGCAUAUUCUUCUUAUUUAUCCCAACCUCCUUAGCAAAUUGUAGAUUGUAUGCUCCUUGGAGCAUGGAUUUAUCCUCUAUUUUGUAAAGCACGAAACACGCUGAUAGAGCUAUAAUAUCAAUAGUUACAUGGGUUCUAAAUGAGAGCCAUUUGAAGCUUUGGAUAGAGGCUACUCAUCCCUCCACUUAGGAGCAAGCUGCUGGUGAGACUCGCUGAAAGUCAUCCCAAAAAAACGUAACUAAUUAGAAUACAGAGAUCCAGCAGUAUGGCCUAAUUCAGAACAAUCUGAACUUUUCUAUAAAAAAAUGAACAGCACAAAUAGAUAAAAAGCAAGGUAUGCCCUGCCAUUUCAGCAUUUUCCUCCAGCUUCCUGAUAGCACUACCAGCAGAUGACAAAAUUUAGUUACUUGCAUACCAAAGUUUUUAGAGGACAGUAGUAUUACAGUACCAACAUGCAAAGAAAACUACAGAAAAAUUCAUUUACUAUAGCUUGGAUCCUAAAGUAUUACAUUAAUAAUGUCCAAACAACUCCCAUCACCUCUUCCUUCUGUAGACCUCCAUCUAAUUUUGGGUGACUUCCCCACCCCUGUAUCAGCAGGCCCUACAUCACAUCCAAUUGUUUAGGAGGGUCCCUCACCCUCCAGAGGGCACGGAUGACCAAGGGAGAAAGAACAAGAAAGGGGAACUUGUCUUCUGUGAAUGUCUUUGAGUUAAUGUACCUUAGGAGCCACAUUUAUGGGUCUUUAAAAAAUAAAGAUACAUGCGUGAGCAAUUUUUUUGCAUCUCUGUUUCUAAGGAAAAUUAUUAAAUACAGUCAUAACUCGUGUUGCAUUUGCUUCAUGAUACUUUUUUUCAGGUUGCGUCCCGCGGCGACCCGGAAGCACCGGAAAGGGUUACUUCUGGGUUUCGCCGCUCGCGCAUGCGCAGACACACAAAAUGACGUCACACACAUGUGCAGACGCGGCAAAUCACGACCUGAGCACGCGCAGAUGCGGGUUGCAUUCUGCUCAUGUUGCGAAUGGGACUCCGGAACGGAUCCCAUUCGCAACCAGAGGUACCACUGUACAAGCAUUAAGGAAUUGCACAGAAAAUUCCAUAACUAACACAAUCCUCUAAAAAAUAUUUCAAUUUGUGUAUUUAGUAAGUAAAAUGACACACAGCAAGUCAACAUACAACUUAUCUAUUACCCUGGUGGCAAAGGCUGCGGUCUUUCCCAGGUUGUUGUUCUUGUGUUGUGAUCAACGUAAUAUGUUCUACCAUGAGGAUCCUUUCUCUGUUCCCAUCUAUAAAAAUACAAAAGAGGUAAAACACCAUUAACAGAAAAUAGUGUUGUCACUUUCUGAAAGAUUCACUUAAUGAAUCUUUCCUUUCAGGAACGCUCCAAUGCAGUUAAGGGGGCUCACUUUCUUCAUUUUCAGGAAGCAGCUUCAAUUCAAACCAUUUUCUCCAAAAAGAGCAUUUUUCAUCUGCAUCAAGGCCUUUUGAAGUCAGUUUGGAGGACUGGAUCCAAAUUUCUUUGUUUAAGUGGCUUUCAAAUGGGCUUGCUGUAACCAUGAAUCAUGAAUCAGUUUCAGGAGGCCACUGUGUUUUCCACUGCCAAACAGUCCACCUUCAAAGGAGGUUGCUGUGACCACUAGUCAGCUGACUGGAGGCUAGUGGCCUCUUUUGAGCUUUGACAGCUGUCAAUCACCUGGUGUCAUUAUGACUUUAGGUGGCUAGCAGGUGGGUGGUUGUGCACAAUUGUCAAAGUCAGCCCACAAGUGGCAGCCCACAAGUGGCAGGGGUUUUAAGGAUGCAGCCCACUGGCGAAAAUCAGUUCCCAAUCACUGCUCUACUCAUCUGCAAGCACUGACCAUCUUUUGGUCAUGCUUUUUAUAUACAACAGGUUAGAUCCAGACAAAAUUGGCUGAACUUAGGUCAAGUUAGACAUGACUUAAGACACAUUGAUUUUAAUGGGAAUUAAGAUAAACUAACUUAAUCUACAUCCAAUUCAGUAAGAAACAGGAAAACGAGGACCACUAUGUAUCAGACUCAGAUGCCAACUCUGUCCAUAUGUCUGCUCUGCAACAUUAUUUCAAGACUGAAUAAUGUUAUCUAGAACAUUCAUUCUCCUGUUCAUCUUCCAACCUGAUAUGUGUCAUCAUUUGUCAGCAAUGCUCUUCUGCAUUCUACAAAGGAAAAACAUGCUAGACCCUAUACAAAACAAUAAAUGAGCAUAAAUCUUAAAAACUAGUUAAAAACUAGUGAGACAACUCUUUAACCAUCCUGGUAAAUAACCUUAAAGUAGCAAUAUUUGAACAAAGGAACUUAAAACAUAAAAAUACUGACUUACAAUACAUCAAAAGGAUCAAUGCAGUCACUUGUGGAUUGAACUGGGAUGAUGGAUUUUAAUAACACUACAUGUUUCAAGUGGCUUAUGAAUACCAGGAUGUCUGUAUUAUCAACAAUUGUUUUGUGAAUUACUGCUCUUGGUUACAUAUCUAAUACGCUAUCUGUACUUUCUAAAUUUCAUUUUCCUCUGACUUCAGUGUUCAUGAUGUAAUAUGAUGAAAUGGACAGCAAUCCAUUAAAAUUUAUGCCAUAAUAAAUUGGUUAGUCUUUAAGGGUUC